UGGAGAGACAAAAAAAAAAAAGAUAAGGUCUAGCAAUAAUACCCACUGUCGCAGAUUUCACAGGAUGUCUGCUUCCACUGAGGCCCCCAGGCAAUUCAGCCAACCAUCCCGUAAGGGUAAGAAAGCCUGGCGCAAAAAUGUUGACAUUACGGAGGUGCAAGAAGGCCUCCGCCUCUUGAAAGAUGAGGAGAUCAAAGGAGGUGUUAUUGCUGAGAAGCCUUCCGACGAGCUGUUCGUCAUCGAUACCACCGGUUCAGCAGAAGUCCGCCAGGCAAUUCAGAAGAAGCGCAAGCUUCUGAAGUCGGAGGAAAUUAUCGCGCAGCGCUCUGCGAUCCCUGCCGUGGAUACACGCACGCGGGCGAACUCGAAGGUGACGGACGGGGUUCUCGAACCGAAGAACAAGAGGCAAAAGAGCGACUGGGUUACUCGGAAGGAUUGGUUGCGCUUGAAGCAGGUAGCCAAGGAGGGCAAGCCCGUCAACAAGACUGAAAGCGAGCUGUACGACCCUUGGGCUGACGCAGAGGACACAACCCGCUACGAUGACCCUAAAUUCGAUUUCCUGGAGAAGCCGAAGCAGAAAGUCGAGCCCGUGACCCUGAAGCACGCUCCUAUCUCCCUCGCUGCAAACGGCAAACCCAUCCCUGCAGUUCGCGCUCCGACCGCUGGUACGAGUUACAAUCCUACCUUUGAAGACUGGGACAAGCUCCUACAAGAGCAAGGUCAGAAGGCAGUUGACGCCGAGAAAAAGCGCUUGGAGGAAGAGCGCAAAGAACAAGAGAGACAACGGUUGAUCGCCGAGGCUAAAGAUGAUGACGGUAUGGUGAAAUCAGAUGAUGAGAGUGCUUGGGAAGGGUUCGAGAGUGAAUACGAGAAGCCCGAAUGGCUGAACAAGAAGCGCCCGCAACGGAAGACGAAGACAGAGAGGAACAGGAUCAAGAGACGUAAGGAGGCUGAGCGGCAAGCGAAGUGGGAGGCUCAAAUGAAGAAGAAACAAGAGCAGUAUGCGCGGGCCAAUCUCGGCCCUGAAGAUGUUGAAGCACAGGAGCUUGAGCUUGCCGAGCAAUCAGAAAGCUCUACCGAUGAAGGUGAUGAUACUGCUCUGCGCCGCAGACCUCUUGGAAAGCUACAUGCCCCUGAGAAGCCGUUGGAGGUUGUACUACCGGAUGAGCUCCAAGAUUCGUUGCGUCUGCUCAAGCCUGAGGGCAACUUGCUUGAUGACAGAUUCCGGACCCUGGUCGUUCAGGGAAAGUUGGAGGCUCGCAAACCGGUGACACAGGUCAAGAAGCCCAAGAGGAAGAUUACGGAGAAAUGGUCUCACAAGGACUUCAAGGUCCCCGGCUUUAAUUGGAAGAAACUCCAGGGGGCGCUAAAGCAAGAGAAAGCCCCCGCCACUAAGCGCAAGAUCUCAGACCGCGAAACGCAGAAUGCUACAGUGAAGAAACGCCGGACCGACGCAGCCGAUACGAAACCCAAGUUUGAACGCAAGAAGGCCACACUCAGGAAGAAGAGCAGCAUGUUUAAAAGCGCCGAGGACGGAGGUCAGGAGGUUAUCGCAGCAGAUGCUUCUAAACCGAGAUCGCGGAGGAAUUCCGCCGCAGCGGCCGUGGAAUCGAAAACUUCCAAAGUCAACGAGGGCCGUUCACCAACUGCGGAGCUGGGAAAAUAUGUUGCGAUGGAUUGCGAAAUGGUGGGCGUCGGCCCCAAUCCCGAUAACGACUCUGCCCUUGCGCGCGUCAGUAUUGUCAACUUCAACGGCGAACAGCUUUACGAUUCGUAUGUCAGACCGAUGGAAAUGGUCACGGACUGGCGAACGCACGUCAGUGGUAUACUUCCGAAGCACAUGGUCAAUGCGCGGUCACUCGAGCAAGUCCAAAAAGAGGUCACGGAAAUUCUCAGUGGACGUAUACUUGUAGGACACGCAGUGAGCAACGACUUGGAUGCUCUUCUUCUGAGCCACCCCAAGCGCGACAUCAGGGACACCAGCAAGCACCCUCCCUACCGAAAGAUAGCUGGCGGGGGCUCUCCUCGCUUGAAGAUGCUGGCUUCGGAGUUUCUGGGCUUGAAAAUUCAAGACGGAGCCCACUCUAGUGUGGAAGAUGCCAAGGCUACAAUGCUCCUCUACCGACGGGACAAGGACACUUUUGAACGCGAACACCUGAAGAAAUGGCCGGUGCGCGUGGUAGUCGAGAAGGAGCAGGGUGACGAUCAGAAGAAGAAAAAGAAGAAGAAGAAGAAGACCCGUAAGAGGUGAUCGAGUUGUCUUGAUGAGUCGGCACGAUCUGUCUUUAAUAUACCCCAGCUUAUGAAGUUCCAAGCCUCCUCUACAUCUGAGGCUUUUUUGAGUAUAU
Messenger RNA from Aspergillus saccharolyticus JOP 1030-1, 2348 nucleotides. RefSeq names its product Nop53-domain-containing protein. The transcript has 5 exons. The coding region runs from base 65 to 2251 and encodes 728 amino acids. Gene Ontology annotation, cellular component: nucleolus. Gene Ontology annotation, biological process: rRNA processing; ribosomal large subunit assembly. Gene Ontology annotation, molecular function: 5S rRNA binding; 3'-5' exonuclease activity. NCBI's taxonomy places the organism in Eukaryota, Fungi, Ascomycota, Eurotiomycetes, Eurotiales, Aspergillaceae. The record is from RefSeq and is a predicted model, not a curated record.